AUGGCUUUAUGUGCUUCUCACGGUCGAAUUACAACUUUGUCGACACUUAGUCGUGAAGUUUAUAUUUUUGACAUAAAAAAUUACACCUGGGUUAGUGGGCUAAAUACAGGACAGGGUGCUAAUACAACAAGUAAAGAACCUCAAACAAACCAGACAUAUAUAACUCCAAACUCCACAGCAAAUAAUGGAAUAUUUAUUGGAAUUGGCAUUGGUGCAGGUGCAAUUGUAUUAAUUGGGAUUUUAUCUUUUGUUGGAUUUUUAUUAUAUAAAAAACGACGUAAAUCUUUAUCAUAUAUCCCAACUCCUGGUAAUUAUAAAAUACAACGUAAAUCUUUAACAGUUAUUCCAACUCCUGGUAGCUUUCCUAAUGAAGAUUAA
Molecule: messenger RNA, 378 nt
Organism: Dentiscutata heterogama
Lineage: Eukaryota; Fungi; Glomeromycota; Glomeromycetes; Diversisporales; Gigasporaceae
Source: the annotation of a GenBank genome assembly